UCUGUCAUUCUACCAGGUGUGCAAUAACCACCUCAUCCUUGUUUUAAUUCACCUCAUCAUUUCAAAUGGCUGCAGAGUUUUCUGCAGAAGGGAGUAGUUCAGUCAAGCCUCCAGUGAUUCAUGUGGAAGUUCUCUUUUUUUUUCUUUUCUAAAUAAUGUAGCAAUUGUUUCUUUUCUGACUACUGCACUUCUAGGACAGAGAAGUGCAAUUGCUGAGUUCAAGGGAAUACCUUUCCAAAGCAGACUGCACCCCAAUUUACACCCUUAGCAGAGGCACUGAGGGCCAGGCUCCCUGCAUCUUUGCCUACGCUGUCUUCAAUUUUAGUCAAUUUGAUGGGGAGCUAGUAUAUCAUCAUUGUUUCAAUUUGAAUUUUCCUGAAUGCCAGGGAGGUCGAGAAUAUUUUCUUGGGUUUAUUAUCAGCCUUUCCGGUGAAUUGCCUAUUCAUAUUCUUUGUCCAUUUUAUCAAUGGUUAUCCUUAUUUGUGGAGACUUGCUAGGCAAUUUUAUUUAAAAAUUGCUCAUUCAUCCCUUAUAAAAUUCUUUCUUAUAAAACAAAACAAAAUAAAACAAAACAAAAGGAGGCCACAGGUUGAUUUGGGGGUGUCAGCUCCAGGCAAACCCCACCAGUGGGCCUCCAACUUCUUGAGAAACCAAGGCCAGCAGUGGCCUGGGAACAGGAGCAGCCCUGGGGCAGGUGGGAUUGGAGGCCUCAGUGGUCACCUCCCCAACCCAGGUGUGCCCAGUUCCCCAUCAGCAUCUCCAGGCCCCGUGGAGUCAGAGGGUGCAGGAGGGAUCAAGCAUCUGAGCACCCAUCAUUUUGCCAUGGGACCUGAGAUGCAGAGAAGUCAACUGACUCAUAUGAGGUCACCCAGGAGUGGGUGGCUCAGCUGGGGUGUCGGCACACAGGCAGGGUUGCAAUGCCCCAUCCCAGCCCUCCUGCCCCAAUCAGCAGCUCAGAGCCUCCCAGCCCAAUCAGGGGCUAAUUGGAGUGGUGGGGCCGGGCUGUGGAUAUAUAAGAGGAGUGGGCAGGCCUGGCAGCCUCAUGCCUGGGGAGGGGGUCAACUACCUGCAUCUGUGUCUGCAUCUACCCGUGCAAUGGCUCCUGGGAGCAUUGCCUCCAGUGACACCUCCACCUCCUCAGCAUCCUUGACCUCCGCAGUGGGGUCAUCUGGGCUGUCUGAGUCUGAAAAGCCAGGCCCGAGCCGUGGUGGCAUCCGAGGGCCACGCCGUCACCCUCCCGUGCUGCGCAUGGUUCUGGAGGCGCUGCAGGCUGGAGAGCAGCGCCGGGGCACCUCAGUGGCGGCCAUCAAGGUUUACAUCCUGCAGAAGUACCCAACGGUGGAUGUCCUCCGGCUCAAGUACCUGCUGAAGCAGGCCCUGGCCACUGGCAUGCACCGCGGCCUCCUGGUCAGGCCCACCAACUCCAAGGCCAGGGGGGCCACUGGCAGCUUCAAAUUAGUUCCCAAGCACAAAAGGAAAGCCCAAUCUAGGAAGACAUCCACCAUGACAGCUCCCAGGAAACCCGGUGAGGCCAAGGAGAAGGGUCCCAAAAAACCAAGGGAGGCAAAGAAGGACCCUCCCAACCCAGGCGAGGUGAAAAGGGGACCCAAGAAGUCAAGAGAGGCGAGGACAGGUCCUACCAAACUGGAUGCAGCCAAGGAGAAGGCUCCCAAGAAGGGCAGCCAGACCAAAGACCAAGAGGCAAGACUGAGUGAGGCCAAGAAGGCCUCCCAACAGCCAGACAAGGCCACACAGGACCUUCCCAGUGCCACUGGCCCAAGAGGAAAGUCAAAGGUCAAAGGCAGAAGGAGCAACCAAGAUGGUGAGGCCCACAGGAAAACAAAAGCUGGGAGUCAGAAUUCAAAAUCCACGGUCCCCAAGGAUAAGAAUAGUGCUGCUUCUCCAGCCAAAAAGAAAGAAAACAAGGUCCUUAAAGAAGUUGUUGCCUGUGGGGCCAAGGUGGGGCCCAAAGCCAAGGCCACUGCUCCUCCUAGGGCCAGUGGGUCUAAGACAGUGCCUGCACCCCUGGCCAGGAAGACAGGGGCCCCCAAGGGCCCGAGAAAGCCUGGCAUGCCCACCAAGGCCUCGUCGUCCAAACUGGCCAGUAAGAAAACAGAAGCUGAAAGCUAGAGCUGGGGUGGAGAGAGACUGAGAUUCUGCUCGAGUUUUUAUUUCCCAAAAAACCAUUACUCUAUUUAUUUCAUUGUAACCUAUUUAUCAAUAAAGGUGUUUUUCCCCUCACAAAUUGGUGUGAGGAGAGGCUGAA
This is a messenger RNA of Leopardus geoffroyi (Geoffroy's cat), 2266 nucleotides long. RefSeq names its product histone H1.8. Bases 823 to 2130 code for a protein of 435 amino acids. Gene Ontology annotation, biological process: nucleosome assembly. NCBI's taxonomy places the organism in Eukaryota, Metazoa, Chordata, Mammalia, Carnivora, Felidae. Gene Ontology annotation, molecular function: DNA binding. The record is from RefSeq and is a predicted model, not a curated record. The transcript has 5 exons. Gene Ontology annotation, cellular component: nucleosome.